GUGUUGGAUGAUCGAAACUUUAUGGGCAAAUGCUCGCUUUAUACACCCGACUCCGGACUGGCCGACAUGUGUCAUUCAGCAGAUGACCAGCCACCCCACUCUUGCUCCUCUUUGCCCUCAGCUUUUCCUCAUACGGAGAAAAAGAGGAGACUCGGACUACUCCGCACGAUUAUCUACAACUCGCUAUUAACGCCGCUGCCAUUAUCACAGUCUAGCUUAUCUCCGCAGCAGGAUGACCAUCCUGCUGCUGUCUUUCAGAUAGGACGGCCAACAUGGCCAAUGAUAUUGCCAUCAGAUCCUCACUACGCUCACCGGAAUCAACUUAUAAAGUGCCGCCUAAAUCCCCUCCUCGACAGCCACGUACGCAAAAGAGAAAGAGAGAGUAACCGAUCGUAACUAUGACGAAGAAAGUGACCGAUACCCUCACCGUUGUCGAUCCCGAAAACACCGAUGUCAUCAAGGGAGAAAGUGAGCUCUUGGGAGCAAGUGAAGAUGUUGGCUAUCACCGAUCGCUCGGUCGUCGUCAGAUCAUGAUGAUGACCUUUGGUGCUGGCGUCGGGACCGGCUUAUGGGUCGGUACAGGCACUGCCUUGAAGUAUGCUGGACCUGGUGGGAUCGCCGUUGCAUACACGAUUACUGCGCUCGUGGUAUAUGUGCAAUAUACCUCCAUCGGAGAGAUGACAACAUUUAAACCGGUCCAUGGCGGAUUUAUCAGACAGUGUAUCGAGUACGUGGAGCCCGCCUUCGGGUUUGCGGUCGGCAUCAACUUUUGGUUCUCGUGGGUGCUUUGCAUUCCCGCCGAAAUUACCGCGGCGGUCUCCGUGCUUGAAUUCUGGCCGCAGACGGAGGUUAUCCCUCUUGCAGCAUAUAUCACCAUUUUCCUGGUUGUCAUUGCCGCGGCCAAUGCAUUUGGCGUUCGGAUCUACGGCCAUGUUGAGUAUAUCAUGUCGUUUACCAAGUGCCUGGCAAUCGUCGUCAUGAUCUUCUUCAUGAUCAUCAUGACUUCGGGGGGCAUCCCAGGCACGCAUGGUGCGAUCGAAUUCCGCUACUGGCGCAAUCCCGGUGCAUUCAACAAUGGUAUCAAAGGGAUCUCCAAGGCAUUUGUCCAAGCACUGUUCAGCUUUGGUGGCGGCGAGCACAUCGCAGUCAUCGCUGGAGAGGCCAAGGAUCCUCGUCGGACCAUCAGAAAGACAGUGUACCCAGUCUUCUGGCGUAUGUUUUCGUUCUUUGUGGUCAACAUCUGGCUUGUGGGCAUGUGCGUUCCUUACAACGAUGAUAACCUCAUCAAUGGCAGUGGCACAAUGGGGAGUCCAUUUGUCAUCGCCAUUGAGCGGGCCGGCGUGAUGUGGCUAGCACAUAUCAUCAAUGGGUUCAUCUUCCUGACGGUGAUCAGUUGUGGAAUCACCAGUGCAUACAUUGCUAGUCGCAGUCUUGCUGCAUUGUCCGACAUGGCUAUUCUGCACCCUUUCUUUGGUCGGAAGGACUCUGCUGGCAGACCAUAUGUUUCUCUGACCAUCAGCACUGUCCUCGGAGGGGCCUUGUGCUAUCUGAACUGUAACGCCACGGGGGCUACCGUAUACAACUGGUUCUCUUCUCUGGUGUCUGUCUCAGCCCUCUUCCAAUGGUCCAGCAUCUUCAUCUCCCAUAUCCGAUUCCGGCGGGGCCUUGCCGCGCAAGGCAUCAGCACACGGACGCUUCCCUUCCGAGACCGGACGGCUCCUUACUCCCAAUACCUGGGCCUCCUGGUGGUUCUUUUCAUCGCAGGCUGCGAGUUCUACUUGGCGUGCUUCCCCUUCGGCGAGCAGGGGUCUGCAAAGUCCUGGUUCUCAUCGUACAUAGCUGCCCCGUUAUUCUUCCUGGAUUAUUUCGGCUACAAAAUCUACUUCCGCUCCAAGCUAGUUCGUCCGAUAGAUAUGGACUUCACGGCGGCUCAUGUUUUUGAUGAAGAGGACCGGGCCAGGGCGACCGUUGGCUACGAGACCCAAAGCCGGACAGACAAAAAGAUCGGACAGUCCAUCAAGGAUCUGGUUUUUGGUUGAGCUCGAGCGAC
Molecule: messenger RNA, 2050 nt
Organism: Aspergillus ibericus CBS 121593
Lineage: Eukaryota; Fungi; Ascomycota; Eurotiomycetes; Eurotiales; Aspergillaceae
Product: amino acid transporter
Exons: 7
Coding region: 399-2039 (546 amino acids)
Biological process (GO): amino acid transmembrane transport
Cellular component (GO): membrane
Molecular function (GO): amino acid transmembrane transporter activity
Source: RefSeq, a predicted model, not a curated record